Molecule: messenger RNA, 1995 nt
Organism: Argentina anserina (silverweed cinquefoil)
Lineage: Eukaryota; Viridiplantae; Streptophyta; Magnoliopsida; Rosales; Rosaceae
Product: receptor-like cytosolic serine/threonine-protein kinase RBK1
Exons: 8
Coding region: 248-1714 (488 amino acids)
Biological process (GO): protein phosphorylation
Molecular function (GO): protein kinase activity; ATP binding
Source: RefSeq, a predicted model, not a curated record
UACCAUUUUCUAAACUUGCCCUCUAUAUCUUCCUAUCUCGAUCUCUUCCUCACCCUUUUCGCCUCUGUUGUUCUUGAUCCCCCUCCCUACAGAAGCCAGUUGCUAAUGUAGUGGGGGUGUUUGUUUCCUUUUGUUUUUGUUGAAGACUCUUCUUUCUGGGUUUAGAGGGUCCUGGUCUUAGUGAUUGAUCUCUUAGACCGUUUGGAUUCCGCAGAUUGUUAUUUGGGAAACCCAGGAAGCCUAAACCAUGGCAGUGGAAGAGUUGGUGAGGGAAACGAAAGGAAAAGCAGAGAUAGGAAACGCAGAAGAUGCAGAGAUACAAUCCCAAGAUGACCAGAAGAAAGCAGAGUUGUGCGAGCAGGAGCCUUCACCUAGGGGUGUAUUGGAAGCCAUUGGUACGGACUCGGACAGUAGCAGCAGCUGUGCGUCGUCGUUUUCUUCAGAGAGGCCACCGCUAGCCCAGCAGCGCACGCUGGUGCGUGACAUCAGCAAUGGAUUGCAAUGGAACAAAGGGAAGGAGAUGUUUGAUGUCUUGAGGAAGAAGUCAGCGAGGAGAUUCUCUACAAUUCCAUUGCUGGGAACUAGCUAUGAAUUGUCGAGGAGCAAGUUGAGGAGGAGAUUGGCAAGGAUUUGGAGCACCGACGAGGAUGGGGAGGAUAAUGAGGAAGGGAGACCCGAUUGCGAAGGAUAUCUGGCUUUGAAACCCUCGUGGAGGAACUUUGAUUAUGCAGAGCUUGCUAUUGCUACCGCCAAUUUCAAGCCUGAUAACUUAAUAGGGAAAGGUGGGCAAGCAGAAGUUUACAAGGGAAUCUUAAACAAUGGCGAAGUUAUAGCAGUAAAGAGGCUAAUGAAGAAAGAAAAAGAGACAGAAAAGGAGGACAGAAUUGGUGAUUUCUUAGCAGAGCUUGGGGUAAUUGCGCAUAUCAGCCACCCGAAUGCUGCUAAAUUGCUCGGAUUUGGCAUCGACGGGGGUUUGCACCUAGUUCUUCAGUUUUCACCACAUGGCAGCUUAGCUUCCCUACUAUUUGGUUCAGAGAAAAUUAUGGAAUGGAAUAUAAGGUUUAAGGUAGCAGUUGGCGUAGCAGAAGGGUUACGAUAUCUCCAUCAUGAUUGUCACAGGCGCAUCAUCCAUAGAGACAUCAAGGCAUCCAAUAUAUUACUGUCCGAAGAUUUUGAGGCUCAGAUAUCUGACUUCGGACUAGCAAAGUGGCUCCCGGAGAAAUGGACUCAUCAUGUUGUAUUCCCCAUUGAAGGCACAUUCGGAUACUUGUCUCCAGAGUACUUUAUGCAUGGAAUCGUCGACGAGAAAACUGAUGUGUUUGCAUAUGGAGUUCUAUUACUAGAGAUCAUAACAGGACGUCGUGCAGUUGACAAUAGUAAACAAAGCCUUGUGAUAUGGGCAAAACCACUUCUGGAUUCGGGCAAUAUGAAGGAACUAGCAGAUCCUCGAUUAGAAGAUAACUAUGAUCCGGUAGAGAUGAAAAGAAUCAUGACUGUAGCUUCAAUGUGCAUUCGUCAUCAAUCCACUAGACGUCCAUACAUGACUCGGGUAGUGAAAAUACUGGAGGGUGAGGAUCCAAAUGGAGAACAGUUGAAAACGAAGUCUACACAAGUGAGAUCAGUCGUCUUGGAUGCUUGUGACGUUGAAGAUUAUACCUGUUCUAACUAUCUCAGCGACCUAAAUCGCCAUCGGGCACUAGUAAUGGAUCAGUAGCACAUCGGCUUUGUGCUUCUCCUUCGGCAUUGUUGGUGUCACUAGUCUGUGUGAAAGUUUUGGAUUGGAAUUAGCCUCUCUGCGCCCCCCCAACGGGUCAAGUUAAAGUUCAGCGGCUUGCAUCUUUCUUCUUCAUGCUCUCAAAGUCUGCAACAGUUGUUUGCUACAUAAACUUAGGGAACUCUAGGAAAGUGGCAUUUUCCAUGUCACGGUACAGUUUCAUAAUGUUGUAAUACAGUAUGGUGUGCCAUGUUGUCGACUAUUAGCCAUAAAAUGUACAU